AUCCCGCGAAGAUCUUCGGAGGUUGCAGAAAAGAAAAAGGAACUUUUGUCUUUUGGAGGCGGUCCCCGGAGGGAUGGGGGCUGUGAAGCGGACCGGAAGUGACGCGAACGAGUUCCGGUUGGCCGGACCCCAGCGGCGGGUGUGAGAGUCGGACGGGAGCCGCUUCCAGGAUACUGAGAUCCGGAGAAGCCGGGGUCAGAGCGGCUCCUCAAGAGUUAUUGAUCUAUGAAAUGGCAGAGAAUGGAAAAAAUUGUGACCAGAGACGUGUAGCAAUGAACAAGGAACAAUAUAAUGGAAACUUCACAGACCCUUCUUCAGUGAAUGAAAAGAAGAGGAGGGAUCGGGAAGAAAGGCAGAAUAUUGUCCUGUGGAGACAGCCACUCAUUACCUUGCAGUAUUUUUCUCUGGAAAUCCUAGUAAUCUUGAAGGAAUGGACCUCAAAAUUAUGGCAUCGUCAAAGCAUUGUGGUAUCUUUUUUACUGCUGCUUGCUGUACUUAUAGCUACGUAUUAUGUUGAAGGAGCACAUCAACAGUAUGUGCAACGUAUAGAGAAACAGUUUCUUUUAUAUGCCUACUGGAUAGGCUUAGGAAUUUUGUCUUCUGUUGGGCUUGGAACAGGGCUGCACACCUUCCUCCUUUAUCUGGGUCCACAUAUAGCUUCAGUUACGUUAGCUGCUUAUGAAUGCAAUUCAGUUAAUUUCCCUGAACCACCUUAUCCUGAUCAAAUUAUUUGUCCAGAUGAAGAGAGCAUUGAAGGAACUAUUUCUUUGUGGAGCAUCAUCUCAAAAGUUAGGAUUGAGGCCUGCAUGUGGGGCAUCGGCACAGCAAUUGGAGAGCUGCCACCAUAUUUCAUGGCCAGGGCAGCUCGCCUCUCAGGGGCCGAGCCAGAUGAUGAAGAGUAUCAGGAAUUCGAAGAAAUGCUAGAACAUGCAGAGACUGCACAGGACUUUGCUUCCCGGGCUAAACUGGCAGUUCAAAACCUAGUACAGAAGGUUGGAUUUUUUGGAAUUUUGGCCUGUGCUUCAAUUCCAAAUCCUCUAUUUGACCUGGCUGGAAUAACAUGUGGACACUUUCUUGUACCUUUUUGGACUUUCUUUGGUGCAACUCUGAUUGGAAAAGCAAUAAUUAAAAUGCACAUCCAGAAACUCUUCGUUAUAAUAACAUUCAGCAAACACAUAGUGGAGCAGAUGGUGGCUUUCAUCGGUGCUGUCCCCGGCAUAGGUCCAUCUCUGCAGAAGCCAUUCCAGGAAUACCUGGAGGCCCAGCGGCAGAAGCUUCACCACAGAAGUGAAAUGGGCACACCGCAGGGAGAAAACUGGUUGUCCUGGAUGUUUGAGAAGUUGGUUGUUGUAAUGGUGUGUUACUUCAUCCUGUCCAUCAUUAACUCCAUGGCACAAAGUUAUGCCAAACGAAUCCAGCAGCGGUUGAACUCAGAGGAGAAAACUAAAUAAGCAGAGAAAAGUUCUAAUGGCAGAAAUUAGAAUGGAUGAGUUCUGCCUUAAAUUGGGAGGACUCCAAACCAGGAAGGAAAAUUCCCUUUUCCAACGUAUAUCAAUUUUAAAAAAACACAUUUUUUUUCUCUUUUCUGAAAACAGUUUAGUCCGUAUGUUGCACUGACACACUUCUCCUUUGUGUGUUAAGGUAAGGUGUCCACCCUCAACUCAAUUCAGCUUGUGUUUUAUUCGGGUGGAAUGUGAUGUUCAGCAGCAAACUUAUCAGAAACCGGCCUUUGUUACUUUCAAAAGGCCCACGUGGUACUAUUAAGGAAUUCCAGACACCAAAAACUAGCUCCUAAGUAUGUUGAAUAUGUCAGGCCUUUUAGGCUUGUCAGAAAUGACUCCUUUGUUUUUCUAAGUCAUUAAAAUGUGUAUAAAUUAUACUAGAUUGGAUAACGGUCUUGUGUGUCUAUCACGGUAAAAUUUAAUAUGCCGUCCUGCCCAAUCCUUCCUCUCCUACCUUAAAAAAAAAGGCCAUUUUAUGACACAUUGCACACCCUCUUGGGAAACUGAUCUUUAAAUUUUGAGACAGUAUAAGAAAAUUCUGGUUGGUGUCUCACGAAUGAACUGACACCAUUUUUUAUUCUGUAUAUUUAGAAUGAAGUCAUGAACAAACUUUAUAAAGACAUCUUUGAUCAUUCCAACGUUGUGUCCGUUUUCUUGAGCGUUUUGACUUUUUGCUUCCCUUUAGCUACCACCAGCUGAUGGUCGGCUUUGCCCAGUCCACCCACAUCCAGCCUUCGUUUAUUUGCACGUAAGAGCCACCGCCGAGGCACUUUCUUGUUCACCUGGAACUGGGCACUGACAUGGCACCCAAGGGAUUGGCCUAGCGAGGGGUUUGUGAAAACAGAAAUGAAAGUAUACAAAUUCAAGGGCACUGGAGAGAGAAAUAACUCAUUUUUUCAAAAAAACUACACUUUCUCCUAUCUGUGUUAAUUUUACCUCAGCAUGUAGUCUGGUUUUGACAGAAAUUUACUUUUAGAAUGUAAUCUAAUUUUCUUUCCUUUCUUCAGUAAGUGUUAUGUUCUUUUGUGAUUUUUCUUUUGGGAUGUUUCCAGUUGUGAACUUUGUCAUUAUGUUUUGCUUGGGAGGAAAAUAAACAAUCUCGCUUUUUUUCUUUAGGAAAAUCGUUUCUGCCAUUGUGUUAAGAGUAGAAUUGGGUUUAAAUUGCAACGGGCCAGAAAUGCCUGAUUGUUUUAUCAAAUCCUGCCUGAAUGUCUGCUUAGUUUGCCUCCCGUCGGGACAUCUCCAUGGCUGUACCACCUUGUCGGGUAGCUUAUCAGACUGAUGUUGACUGUUGAAUCUCAUGGCAACAGCAGUCGAUGGGCUGUCUGACAUUCUGGUAUCUCUCAUCUGACCAUCCAUAUCAAAAAUUCCCAUUUAAACAUUACCUAGCUUCAUGGCUUAUGAUAAAAGAAAUAAAAAAAAAAAAAAACCAAACUCUGGUCCUUA
This is a messenger RNA of Suricata suricatta (meerkat), 2948 nucleotides long. It is a transcript of the gene VMP1, whose product is annotated as vacuole membrane protein 1. Lineage: Eukaryota; Metazoa; Chordata; Mammalia; Carnivora; Herpestidae. The transcript is spliced from 12 exons. Gene Ontology annotation, biological process: autophagy; Golgi organization. Gene Ontology annotation, cellular component: endoplasmic reticulum; endomembrane system; membrane. Bases 231 to 1451 code for a protein of 406 amino acids. The record is from RefSeq and is a predicted model, not a curated record.